Messenger RNA from Bufo bufo (common toad), 3957 nucleotides. It is a transcript of the gene ABHD4, whose product is annotated as abhydrolase domain containing 4, N-acyl phospholipase B. Bases 108 to 1166 code for a protein of 352 amino acids. The record is from RefSeq and is a predicted model, not a curated record. The transcript has 7 exons. Gene Ontology annotation, molecular function: phosphatidylcholine lysophospholipase A1 activity. Lineage: Eukaryota; Metazoa; Chordata; Amphibia; Anura; Bufonidae. Gene Ontology annotation, cellular component: lipid droplet.
GGAGUCUCCGCCCCCUGCCUUCUUAGUUCCCCCUCCCCUCCGCCUCCUUGUUAGUAGUUUUCCAGCGCUUGUCCCGGUGACAGCCCGUCUGUUGUCCCUGUCGUGUGAUGCCAAGACUCCAGGAGCGUGAUCCUGUGAUGGCCGAGGAGCUGGAGGAGCAGUCUCAGAGUUGGUUAACUGGCUGGAUCCCAUCUUGGUGCCCGACCUCUAUGUCUCAAUUAAAAGCUGUGGAAUCACGGAUUCUUCAAUGUAUCCGGAACAGAUUUUCUGCUCGCUAUGUCUCCCUGCCUGAUCAAAACAAGAUCUGGACACUGACAGUGAGCCCCGAGCUUCGUGACAAGACUCCACUAGUGAUGGUUCAUGGAUUUGGUGGAGGAGUGGGCCUCUGGAUUCAGAACAUAGACUCUCUGAGUGCUCGCCGGACACUUCAUGCCUUUGAUUUGUUGGGAUUUGGACGCAGCUCUCGACCAAACUUCCCCAGUGAUCCAGAGGGAGCAGAAGAGCACUUUGUUUCAUCCAUUGAGCAGUGGAGGCAGGAAAUGGGAAUCAAGGACAUGAUUCUUCUGGGCCACAGUUUAGGGGGAUUUCUAGCAACAUCCUAUUCCAUGAAAUACCCUGAGAGAGUGAAGCAUCUUAUUCUCGUUGAUCCCUGGGGCUUCCCUGUUCUACCUACAGACCCCAAUGAGGUGCGUUCUCCCCCAGCCUGGGUGAAAGCCCUGGCUACAGUUCUUGGCCGAUCCAAUCCUUUGGCAGUUGUCAGAGCAGCAGGACCUUGGGGUCCCAGACUGGUGCAGAGAUUUCGUCCAGAUCUGAAGAGGAAAUUUGAAGAGUUCUUUGAAGAUGAUACCAUCAUGGAAUAUAUAUACCACUGCAAUGCCCAAACUCCAAGUGGUGAAAGUGCCUUUAAAACCAUGAUGGAAAAGUUUGGCUGGGCUAAGCGUCCCAUGAUGUCCCGUCUUCAUGCAAUCCCAAAAGACCUCCCCAUCACAUUUGUCUAUGGAGCGGAGACCUGGAUUGAUCGAAAUUCAGGUGAAAAGGCCAAAUUGCUCCGACCUGAUUCCUACGUGAACAAUUUGGCCAUCAAAGGUGCUUCUCAUCAUGUAUAUGCAGAUCAACCAACCAUCUUCAAUGCUGUAGUUGAAGAGAUCUGUGAGACAGUGGAUUAAGACCAUCCGUUAUGGACGUCAUAAAACAUCCGAGGCUCAAGACAGUGAACAGACUACAGUGACCUGUCUGCUUAUGACCUAGAUAAUAUAGUGCCAUAUUAAUGUCCUCCGCAGCAUUGGCACCCAUUAUUGGUGACAUUCACCAACCCCUAUACUACGUGUUAGCGCUGUGUCUUAUUGAGCGGUGGGUUGCUCCUCUUUGUGAAAUACUGUAAAUACUGUAGAAAUUCGAGCCCUCACUACUGAUAUACAGGCAAUAUAUAGACCCAGAGCACAGAAUGUUCUACCUUUUGGAAGGUGCCAUCUAUAUUUUCUAGUGCUUAACAUGCAAAACAAUACUGAUUUAUAAUAUAAAUAUUCAGUUGUCCUUCUAUUCUGCCCCACAUUACUUAUAGAAGCACAGAACAUAAGCACUUGAAUGAAGAAUUUGUAAUGUACUUGAAAAGAUGUCCCCAAAUCUGAGGGGCUCACCAUGAAUGUUGAUAGAACUACCUCUUCAACCACCUGUUUUGCCCGAGUCCCGCUCGGGCAGUGGGAAAAGUAACUGGAGGGGGAGGUCUGCUUUAGCUGCUGAUAUCUCCUGAAUGGUAGCAGCUAGAAACAUGCAACUGGUCUUGUUUGAAAGCUGACAGUCCAGGCUUGGCUCUCAUACAAGACCAAAAUGACAGCUAAAGUCCAAGCAACAGAGAAGAAAUCGCUGUUAGAAAUGAAGUCAGGAAUAAUCGCAGAUAAAACCUGUUUUUACUUUCACUUUCAGCUGCAUUCACAGCAUCCCGAUUUCUAUCAGCGAUAUCUUCCCCUGUCCUGAACAUAUUGCAUUCUGGUAUAGUCUGAAAGUGUGGAGUGUCAGCUUUCAAACAAGACCAGUUGCAUCUAAAGCAGCCCUUCCCCCUCCAGUUAGCUACUUUUCCCACUGCUGAUGCUGGACUGGGGCAAAACAGUUAGGGGGUUAAGGUAACUGUAAGAAUCAAUGUCCAGGUAGAAGAUUGUGCCAUUCGUUGUCAUAGUUUGCCAAGUGUUUCCGUUUUUUUUAGUUUUUUUUUUUGACGAGUUCACUAAACCAGUUCUUACAGUUUGUAACCCUGCUUUGAAGGUUGCUUGCUUAAAUCAGACUCCAGUUGACCGGUUUAGGUUUACAUCUUAGGAAGCAGGCAAGCAAUCAGUCAUUUUUGUUAAUAUAAUAGUUUUGGCCAGUUCUUUGUAUACAGGGCUUUAGGCUGCCUCUAAUGUCUAUGCUACUGCAUUCAUAGAUACUGUGUUAGCACACAGACAGUAAGAUGAUUUUUGUUGGCUUUGCUACCUUAAAUUAUCUAACUUACUCUUCAGGCCUGGUUAAUUUUCUAUUCUAUUUAUACCCUUGUGGUCCAGAAAUAUACUGGUCUUCAUACCUUUAGUCCUUUGAGGGGUCUAUAGAGUUUUUCUCUAUAAUACUUGUAGUGCAUUCACCCCCCAAUCUAUACUUUGUAUCUGCAGAACCUCAGAUGUUCUGCGGCUAUGGGUUUGAUGUCCAGUAGCCGUGGCCUUUGGAUUACCUACCUCUACAAUGUAGCAAUCUUGAAGUGUACACAGCUCCAGUGAUGGCUCGCCACCUCAGGGCAUUUCUUUUCCCCAGAGUGCCUUGAAUAUCACUAAAGUAUUUUUACUCACUCCUGCACAAAUACUGCCAGUAAUAUUCUUUCAUAGGAUACAUGAUGAGAGUACUAGUUUUACAUCUGAAGACUUGGACCUCAGUCAAGUAUUGUUUCUCUAGAGGACCUUUUAUUGCAAUAUUAGUACCUGGCAGUGUAGGGCAUGAUGAGUAGCGCUCACCUUCUCCCUGGCUGUGACGCGUUCCGCUGCGAAUGGGCAGCUCACAGCCAGGGAGAAGGAGACGCCCCUAGAGAAACACGGCCGUCUCCUCCUCCCUGUACCAAUGCUAUUAAUUAGCAUACAGGGUGGCAAAAAAGAACGGGGGCACAGCAGGGCAACGGAGCAGCCCAUCUGAAAAAAAAUGACUGCCCCGACACUUACUCCUCCUGCCCUACAGUGCUAGGUACUAAUAUUGUAACGUCAGGACCAGUGAAAGGUCCUUUUUAAAUGGAUGAAUGAAAUCUUCCACGAGGCACAGAUAUGCUGUGUAUCUGCUUGCGGUAAAUCUGCCGCGGGUUUCAUGACCAGCAAAGUGGAUGAGAUUUUUAGAAAUUUCAUCUACGUUCUGCUGAAAUAAUCUGCAGCAUAUAUUCGCCUCCAAUGUAGAUUUGAAGUCCACAGCAUGUCUGUUUGCAAUGCAACUCUGAGCUCUGUGACAGCACUGCGUGUUACUCCUGUGGAUUUUGUCACAGUGUUUGCUUCCACAAAUUGUGACCUGACAAGUGGUUUCCAGCAAAAACCUGUGCGUUGCUGCCCCCUUGUGGUUCUCAGCUAAUUGCAAGUGAUUUGAUUAUUUUUAUUUUUUUUUCUCAAAAUCAACAUAUAUUAUUUUUUUUUUCAAGAAAUUGUUGUGACACUAUAACCACUAUAUUCUGUAAAUAUGAUAUAGGUGUAAACAAAAUUGGUUAACUUAAAAUUAGUUAAAUUGAAAUACUAAAAGUGAAAUAAUAAGUUAUUGAUAUAUUUUGAUAUGUGACAAUAUGCAGUACAAAGCCGGUGGUAAGGUGAUCUUUUACUCGUUCCACAAGCGAUAUAUGUUAUUGGUAUUGCAUAAUUGUGAUAUUUGUAAUACCGAGAGACCUCUCUCCAGUUCUCAUGGUGCAUUGUACAGUUUUGUUAACUUUCUAUUAAUAUGUAUUCUAAUAAAGUCCUUGUAAUCAUA